Messenger RNA from Camellia sinensis, 1187 nucleotides. Its product is annotated as serine/threonine-protein kinase Aurora-1. The record is from RefSeq and is a predicted model, not a curated record. Gene Ontology annotation, biological process: protein phosphorylation. Gene Ontology annotation, molecular function: ATP binding; protein kinase activity. Lineage: Eukaryota; Viridiplantae; Streptophyta; Magnoliopsida; Ericales; Theaceae.
CUCUCAUGGGGAUCGCUGCAGAGCCACAGCCAGAAGAGAAGGCUUCUUCAGAGGUUACGGCAGUGGAGAAAAGAAGAUGGACUCUCAAUGACUUCGACAUUGGAAAGCCUCUUGGAAGGGGCAAGUUUGGCCAUGUCUAUCUGGCAAGAGAAAAGAGGAGCAAUCAUAUCGUGGCACUAAAGGUGCUUUUCAAGAGCCAGCUGAAACAGUCUCAGGUUGAACAUCAGCUUCGUCGUGAAGUUGAAAUCCAAAGUCAUCUCAGACACCCUAAUAUUUUACGCCUUUAUGGAUACUUCUAUGAUCAGAAACGAGUUUAUUUGAUAUUGGAAUAUGCCGCCAAGGGUGAGCUGUACAAGGAGCUGCAGAAGUGUAAAUACUUUAGUGAAAGACGCUCUGCAACUUAUGUGGCGUCAUUAGCACGAGCCCUCAUCUAUUGUCACGGAAAGCAUGUAAUACACAGAGAUAUUAAACCAGAAAAUCUUUUGGUUGGUGCACAGGGUGAACUCAAAAUUGCAGAUUUUGGAUGGUCAGUGCACACAUUCAACCGUAGGAGGACCAUGUGUGGUACACUGGAUUAUCUCCCACCUGAGAUGGUGGAGAGUGUUGAGCAUGAUGCAAGUGUAGACAUAUGGAGCCUUGGUGUCCUCUGCUAUGAGUUCCUUUAUGGGGUUCCGCCUUUUGAAGCAAAAGAACACUCGGACACAUACAGAAGGAUUGUGCAAGUAGAUUUGAAGUUCCCUCCAAAGCCUAUAAUCUCUUCAUCUGCAAAGGAUCUCAUCAGUCAGAUGCUUGUCAAGGAUUCUUCACAAAGAAUGCCACUACACAAGCUUCUUGAGCAUCCAUGGAUUGUGCAGAAUGCAGAACCUUCUGGCGUCUAUAGGGGUUAAUUAGUCAAAUGUUGUUGAGGGUUACAUAAAAGUCAGAAGAUCAAAAUCCCUUCAGAGUAUGCAACUAUUUUUUGCAAGAAAUUUAGGUAUGCAGUGAUGAUACAUGAAUUGGAGACAUCCCAAGAAUGAUUUGUAUAAGAUAACACCCACCCACACCCCCCCGAAAGAACCUUUUAGGUCUACAUUCUUUGCAUUUGGCCCCCCACAUCUGAAAGAACCUUUUAGGUCUUAGGUCUACAUUCUUUGGAGUUCAUAUGUUUGUCCUUUCUUCCUCAGUUAUGUAGCAAUAAAAUCGUAUUA